Acanthochromis polyacanthus (spiny chromis) is the source of this 5818-nucleotide messenger RNA. Its product is annotated as zinc finger protein 777-like. Gene Ontology annotation, cellular component: nucleus. Lineage: Eukaryota; Metazoa; Chordata; Actinopteri; Pomacentridae. The coding region runs from base 381 to 4316 and encodes 1311 amino acids. The record is from RefSeq and is a predicted model, not a curated record. The transcript has 5 exons. Gene Ontology annotation, molecular function: RNA polymerase II cis-regulatory region sequence-specific DNA binding; DNA-binding transcription activator activity, RNA polymerase II-specific. Gene Ontology annotation, biological process: regulation of transcription by RNA polymerase II.
ACUCACAGAAGAAGAAGAAGAGGAAGCAUCGUCGGCAGUAGAAGAAGAGUGAGGGACUGUUGGCGCUCCUUGGUCAGCAGUAGUACACAGGGCGUCAGUGGCGAUUCGUUACUACUACAAGUACUAGUUUAUUGUUAUUUUACCAGGUAAACUGAUAGAAAACAGAACCGUUAACAGUUGUAGAAGAUUAUCGGGCAUCAGCUCGGCCAGCUUCCUCAGUGGAUGUGCGUCACACGAAGCAGGGAUGAGAGCGCGUCUGUGCGUGUGAAGGAGCCAUGUUGAAGCGACUCCUAAUGCCGUGUUUUCAAAAGCGGUGCCGUCAAUGUGCUGUGUGAAGAGGGAUCAUCUCGAAUAGUGGAGGAACCGCGAAACACACCGAGAUGUCAGCGGACGAUUUCCAGACUCUGUACGCCUCCUUCAUGGACGGCAUGCUGAAGAGCGCCGUGGCAGAAACCACGAAACUUUUCGAAACUAUGGUGGACGAGUUGAAGGCAGAAAUAUCCAGAAUGAAGAAGGAGAAUGAAGACCUCAAAACACGAUGUAGUCUGUAUGAAAGUGCAAAAAGCCAAACGGCUGAUCACGGAGAAAAUAACACAGUUUCAGGACAAAAUGACGGCUCUGAGAAACGCGACAGUGCUGUCCAGUGUGAUCUUGUCCCUGUCCGUGCAGUGCUGGUGGAGCACUGUCAGUCACUGCAAAACCAAAUGCAGCAAUACACUUUUGAGGGCAUACUAGAGCACAACUACAUUGCUCAUGAAAUCAAACAAGAGGAAUUGGAGACUGUGUUGAAGCAGGAGGAAGUUGAGCCCACUGUGGUUUGUGGACAAGCAGGUUUGCUGCAGGCCUCUGUUAGUGGAGCUGAAAAUGAAGAACCUCUUGCAAGGCAGGAAAGUUCAACACAAAAUGUAGAGACCAGACUUCUGGAGCCACCCUGUUUGCAAAUGGGUAGCAGUGUACAAGGAACCCAGAACCAGUCAUCUUACACAGAGCCUACAAUUGCUAUUUCACUAGCUGCAAUAAAGGAAGACCUGCAAGAAGAGUCUGAGUUUGAUCAGACUGUAUUAGAAAAAAGGAUGCAGGGAGAACUCACAAUAUCUGGAAAACACCAAUCAGUCCCCCAGCACUGUCAAGGGGACACUGACACAUCAGUAAAUGAACAAUCUGAUAUGCACCAUACAGAGAAUCAGUCAGAGCCUAAUCUGCUUGUACGCCAUAGAAGAGGACCUCCUCCAAAGAAAAUGAAACAACACAGACUUCAGUCAUCAUCAGUUGAUGUUUCAAGAGAACAGAAGGGGUUAAAUUUGUGUUUGGUAAGAGAGGAGGGGGUAUUCUUGCAAACAUCUCCAGAUCAGCCUCAAAAGACUUCAUCUGCCAUCACUCCAUCAGUGCAGGACAGAUUAUACCCUGCUUUUGAAGACAUGGAGAACGGAAGGGUUGAUUCUUUGCCGAUAUCGGUUUCAGUUGCAAUUCAUUCUCCAUUAACUGAAGUUUCAUCUGCAAACGAAUCACUGGACACCAGACCAGCAGAUUCAUCACAAGCACCAUCAAGUCACCUCAAUGACUGCCACACCUCAGUCACACUUCAGGAUGCAAUGCUGCUAGUUGAAGCCAUGAAUCAGUCAACAGUGGAAAAUGCAGUCACCCAAGAAAUGGCACCACCUGAGACCCAUUCUGCUCCCUGUGAGGGUACUUUGCAAAUGGUGGACAAGAUCCCAACAGAGCCAACUUCUGUUGAGACUCCUCACAUUACAGAUGCCAUUGCAACCAGUGAAGUUCAUGCCCACAUUGCGGUUGUCAUACCAAAACAAAAACGCGCACCUUCUCCUUUUAAUACUACUACAUUGUCAUUGUCACCAUCAGCCACAGCACCUAAAACCACCGCACAGUCGCUUACUCAUCCUUUGAUGUCAUUGACAGCUCCCAGUAAACCAAAUAAAGCAGUACCUCAUGCAAUCAUCGUCAUGCCAAAGUCAAGAUCUUCAUUUACGUCUCAAAAAGUUGCCGCGGUGUCUCCAACCCAGCUUUCUACUGGGGCAUCGUCAGCACAGGAUUGUUCUUCUAAAGUUGUAGGGUUACCACCCGAUACAUCUUCCCAUUCUUCUGUUCCCCAGACAGUAAAUGCUACCUCCAGAAAUUUUUUUCCAGUUUUCCCCUCACAGUUACCCACAAACUCAGCAGAACAGCACUUAGGGACCUUAUCACACUCAAAAGCACUUACAAUUCCAACACAGUUGUCAGCUGUGGCAUCAAGGAAACAUCAGUCACAGACUACUGUACUGACAGUAAAGCAAAAUAGUGCUGAACCAACCGCUCCAGUUACAGAGUCAUCGACCCAACUGAUUUUCUCGUCACCGGAGUCGAGUAUUUCUGCUUUACACAAUCCAAUAUUGUCUCAAAAAAAUGACGAUACCACUGACAGCCUAGAAACCUCCAAACAAACUGCCUCUGUUUCUGGAACCAAAGCCUGUUCCAGUUUAAUAAUGUCAGAUGGACAAGUACCAACAUCUGUGUUUCCAGUGUUGCCACCAGCUGUUGAACAGAAACUCAUGGCAGUGGUCAGAUUAACCAGACUGCCAUUUCCAGUAUCAACCAAAGAAUCCUUCUUGGUCUCAAGACUGUUAACACAAGAGAAGCCAUUGAGACAAACGGUGUCUCUUUCAGAAGUGCCAGCCUUAUCCUCCAGUAGUUGUUCCAGUUUAACAGAAACAUCUGUUGCUGUGUCUGCAAAUGCCUCCCAGAUGACAGAUAAGUCAGAUAAUCACGUAUUGUUUUCAGAAACCCCUAAUUUGGCCAUGGAAAUAUGCAGCAAUGAAGUGCAGGACAAACAAUCAGAUGCCCACCUACAGGUACCCAUCAAGGACACACCUGACCCUCCAUCACCAGCAGAAACUCCGUUGCUGGCAGAAUCACCAAUACAAGUAACAACAAAGGCAACCUCUGAUAAUUUUACAGAUGCCAGAGUUUUAUUCUCAGAGACCAGAACCUGUGACCAGAAAAGCUUACAGAAAAAAUUGCUUGUCGCCCGACUGCGAAGUCACCUGAAAUCUCACUCAAAGGCUAGACGACCUGAAGCAACACCAAAAUUCUGUUCUGCAUCCCCGAUAAGGUCGACCAGAGAAGGAGCUACUCCUAUAGAGACUGAAUCUACUGCUGUUAGUCUGCGGAGCUGUAGUUAUAGUAAAAAUGAUGCAAGCUCUAAAAUGUCUGGGAAUUCCACUUUCACUAUAAACAGUCCUGGCAUUAAACAGAUUAAAAAGGAAUUCAGCUCUCCUUUCAGACUUACAAGGUAUAGUAUGCAGACAGAUAGUACUAAAAAAAGUAACAGUGAAACUGUUUCUCAAAGUGUUGAAGGCCCUAUCAUGGCUGAAACCCCCAGAAGGAGUGUUAAAAUUCUAAAUUCUGUCAAGCUAGCUAAAGCACCAAAAGCUAAAACGAUAGCUAAAAUGAGAAAUUCUCACAAAUCAAAAUUGCAGAAACACCAGCUAGCAGAGAAUCAGGGCAAGUGUGAAAUUGUGAAAAUAUGUAGAGCCAAAGUGUGGAUUCCACCUGUAAUGCCUGCUGAUAAAAUGCCUCCAGCAGGAGAAAGAAAAUCAUUGCUGUCAUCUGUUAAUACAGAGACAAAACCAAACAAGCAAAGCUUUGUCUGUCCCUCACUAGUUAUUAGAGCAUCACCUGUUGUCUCGCCCUUAGAGCCAUUGGCAGUCAUAGGUAGGCAUCUGUUGAGGAACCAGUGUGGGGAAUGCGGUCGCAUCCUCAGCAGCAGUGCUGCACUGGAGAGCCAUGUUGGUCUCCACACAGGUCGAAGGCCAUUCUCAUGCACACUUUGUGGAAAGAGUUUUCCAGAUGUGAAGAGUUACAAACGGCAUGGCCGAGUGCACCGAAAUGGCAGGAUCCAUAUCUGCCAGCAGUGUGGGAAGGGUUUUGUCUAUCGUUUUGGCCUCACCAAGCAUGUCCAGAUGGUGCACAGCAAGAUAAAGCGUUUCAUUUGCCAGAUCUGCAACAAGGGAUUCUUUACAAAACGAGAUGUGGAAGUUCACAUCCGGAUACACACUGGAGAGAAACCAUUCCAUUGCAACUAUUGUGACAAAAAAUUCACAAGGAGAGUGGAGCUGAAUGUGCAUUUGCGAUGGCAUAAUGGCGAGAAAAGACAUUGGUGUCCAUACUGUGGAAAAGGAUUUUUAGAUUUUAAUAACUUAAAAAGGCACAAAUAUAUCCACACGGGGGAGAAACCACACUCCUGCCCACACUGCCCCAAGCAGUUCACACAGUCAGGCCACCUGAAAAAGCAUGUUAAAAAUGUGCACAAAGCACAGUGAGGGACGGACAUCCAAGAUGGAACCUUGACGAACUGACAGCAGUGAUUAGAAAUAGCAUCAUCAGAGAUGAUGUGAGACAACAUGCUGUUUUUUCCUUGAUGUAAUGCACUUGUACAUCAAAUGCAUUUUUUUGUAACGUGUUCAUCACAACAUAUUUUUUGUUUAGAGAGAAUAGUUUCAGUACAAGAAGAUAGCAUGUAGAUAUAUGGAAAAAAAGUUUACGUCAGAGAAUGGGCUCAUGGGCUAUAGUUAUUUCUGGAUAAGUAAUUUGUUCCCUUUACUAGCACUUACGCAGCGUCGCUGUUGGUUGCAUGGCAACCUUACAGCAAGUACAAGGAAGUUGCUGCACCCAUUUUAAGAUUUGCCAUCUCUUUUGUUCCCAUUGCCUCAAUUCCUCGCAUCUCCUUUCCCUUCCAACCUGUGCACAAACAUGCACAGGAUUUGCUGGAAUUGCGUGCAGCAUGCUCUUAAGUUUAACUGUGAAAAUAUCUAUAAUUGGAAGUUAUUGAUACAGUUUAUAUUAUUUAUACUGCCGUUUCUAUUCCAUAGUUUUUUACUGCUGCUAUUGCACAAAUGGCAAUAAAAGUUAACUGUACUGCUUUUACAGUAACUUAUCACCUCAAACAAGUUUUAAGUAAAAUUGCAUCUGUAUUGGACGCCAGGUGACUUUUCACCAUGCAAGAAUUCGAUCAGUUGAAUGUUUUUGCAAUCUUUGCUUAAAUUCUUUACAUCCAAUGAAUGUAACUUGACUGCUGACACAAUUUCAUUCAAGUACAGUCUGAGCAGAAACACUUUAGUUUCACUUGAGCACAUCCACAAACCACAUCUGAUGAUGUCUUGACAUGAGUGUUGUGAAUGUACUUGUGUUAGCUUUAAAAUGUCUCCUCAUGCUUUGCCUAGACAUACCUAAACAGGAUGUGUCACUGUUUGUUUUGGUAUUUUGUUUAAUAUUGUGCAGUUUUGCUUGGGAAAAUUCUUUUUUCUCAUGGAAAUGUUUGAAGCGUUAGGUAUAUUCAAAACAAUGUUGAACAACAUUGACUCGUCUUUUAGAAUUCUAAACUUCAUCUAUAUCAUUGUACACAUUGUGAAUUUGCACCAAUUUGAUUGCUGUCAAAUCAAGAUGUAUAUUUUUGUUGGUCAUGUCAUUGGAGAAUACGGGUAAUAAAUGUAAAUUUGUUCAAAAAAUUUUUAAUUUUUUAUGAGAUUUAAAAAAAAAAUGUUGGUCAGCGUUUAACGUCUUAAUUUUCCCUAAAUUUAUAUAAUGUACAUUAUUAAACACCUCUUCCGUUAUUUACUACAGCUUGUAUAAUAUGUCAGCUGCUAAUUAAGCACUUUAUAUUCUAAAAUGGCUGAAGGCUUGACUUUACAUGGUUGAUCCAUGUGAUGGUGAUGCGAUGCCACCUGCCAAGGCUGUGUCCUGAGGUUUUCCACCAUGUCAGCGGAAACCAACAGGAUAAACCAGGCAUAGUACAUUUACAGUCAUUAAAAACUUUGAGACCAUA